Paramecium sonneborni is the source of this 1142-nucleotide messenger RNA. Lineage: Eukaryota; Ciliophora; Oligohymenophorea; Peniculida; Parameciidae. The record is from the annotation of a GenBank genome assembly.
AUGAUUCAAUUAAAGUGUCAAGUACCAGAGCAUCAUAAUAAGUUUGUGGAAUACUUUUGUAUAAAUUAGAAUUGUAAUCAAUUUCGUGUAUAAUGUUACUUUUGUUAUCAAAAUGGAGACCAUUUUUCUCAUCCAAAAGAUGUUUUCUAAAUGGCUGAAUUUCAGGAUUUCCUAUAAUAACAAUUCAAUCAAAAUGAGGAAUUAUUAAGAAAUCUUUAAAAAGUGAUCAAUAAUGUAUAGAUGUAAUUAGAAAACUUAAAAAGAGGAAUUCAAGUAAAAUUCAAUAUGAAUAAAGAAAAAUUAUAAUGUUUAAAUGUAAAAUAAUUAAAUGAUUGGAUAUGUGAUUACUUUAAGUUCUAAAUUGAGAGUAGUUAAUCUUUUAAAUAUGUUGAAUAAAACAUGAAGGAUAUAUAAUAAACAAUUUUCAGCAUAAUUUCUGAUUAUAAUUUAUAAACUUUGUAGGAGUAACAUAAAUAAUAAUAAUGCAGUUUGAGUCUUCAAAAUUAAUUACAAUUAAAAGAAAAAGACUGGAAAAAUAUAAGAUAAGAAUUAUUGGAGUCAAUAUUAGUAAUGAUUUUUAAAUUUAUAAAAAAGACAUCAUCAUUUCAAAAAUAAUUGACUUUUUCUUCAGAACAUAAACAUAGAGAUGCUGUAGUUUCAAAUAAUGGAAAAAUAGUUGAAUGCGGAGGAAGUUGUCUUUGUGAUUAGUUAAUUCCGACACAUUAAGUUACAAAAUUUGCUUUCAAAAUUUUAAAUUCAAAGGCUUGUUAUGUAGGGAUAGGUAUUAAAUAAGUAAUGUAAGAAACUAGUUAUAACUAUGUUGGUUUGAAUUAAGGGUAUAUUUAAUGUUAUUAUUUUAUUUAGGAGUUAUUUGAUAAGGAAUGACUAACACAGUUACUCACAUAAUUAAUAAAGAAAUAAUAAUAAAUUGUCUUUUCAUUUUUCAGAUAAUGAUAUUAUUAUAAUUGAAGUAGAUAUUUAAAAAAAAAAUAUAAAAUGGACCAAAUUUUAAUCAGGAGAAUCAUUUGUAAGAUUUAAAUUUUAUUUUUUAGAAUCAAUAAAUAUGUAGUUGUUAUGACCUUUAUCCUUGCAUACGAUCAGGUAGUGAUAGCAAAGUUAAAAUUUUGGGUUUUGAUUUGUGA